AUGUUGCGCGCUCUUACCGCCUCUCAGCCUUUGAAAGCUGCUGCCACUCGUCAGGCCCGUGCCUUCAGCACCUCAUUCAUUGCCAUGCAAAAAUUCCGUUCUGAACGCGACACUUUUGGUGAUCUCCAAGUCCCUGCUGAUCGCUACUGGGGUGCUCAGACUCAACGCUCCCUUCAGAACUUUGACAUUGGUGGUCCCCGUGAACGCAUGCCUGAGCCCUUGAUCCAAGCCUUUGGUGUCCUCAAGAAGGCUGCUGCUCAAGUUAACAUGACCUAUGGUUUGGAUCCUAAGGUUGGCGAAGCCAUUCAAAAGGCUGCUGAUGAGGUCAUUGAUGGUACUCUCUUGGACCACUUCCCUCUUGUCGUCUGGCAAACCGGUUCGGGUACUCAAUCCAACAUGAACGUUAAUGAAGUUAUCUCCAACCGUGCCAUUGAGCUUUUGGGUGGUGAGCUUGGUAGCAAGAACCCUGUUCAUCCCAACGACCACGUUAACAUGAGCCAGUCUUCCAACGACACCUUCCCUACUGCCAUGCACGUGGCUGCUGUCACUGAGAUCACCAGCCGUUUGAUCCCUGCAUUGACCACUUUGCGUGAUGCUCUUAAGGCCAAGUCCGAUGAAUUCAACCACAUCAUCAAGAUUGGUCGUACCCAUUUGCAGGAUGCCACUCCUUUGACCCUUGGUCAAGAAUUCUCUGGCUAUGUUCAACAGCUCAACUAUGGCUUGGAGCGUGUCGAAUCCACUCUUCCUCGUUUGUACAACCUUGCACAAGGUGGUACUGCUGUUGGCACUGGUAUCAACACCCGCAAGGGCUUUGAUGAGAAGGUUGCCUCUGCUAUUGCCACCAUCACUGGUUUGCCCUUCAAGACUGCUCCCAACAAGUUUGAAGCUCUUGCUGCUCACGAUGCCAUUGUCGAAGCCCAUGGUGCUUUGAACACUGUUGCUGUUUCCCUUCACAAGAUUGCCAACGACAUCCGUUUCCUUGGAUCUGGUCCUCGUUGCGGUCUUGGUGAACUCGCCCUUCCUGAAAACGAACCUGGUUCCUCCAUCAUGCCUGGCAAGGUCAACCCCACUCAAUGUGAAGCUAUGACCAUGGUUUGUGCUCAAGUUAUUGGCAACCAAACCGCUGUCAGCUUUGCUGGUGCCAACGGUCACUUUGAAUUGAACGUUUUCAAGCCCGUCAUGAUCCGCAACUUGCUUCAAUCAGUGCGUCUCUUGGCUGAUGCUUCCAACUCCUUCACCAAGAACUGCGUUGUUGGUAUCAAGGCUAACGAAGAAAAGAUCAACAGCAUCAUGAACGAGUCUCUCAUGUUGGUCACUGCUCUUAACCCCCACAUUGGUUACGACAAUGCUGCCAAGUGCGCCAAGAAGGCUCACAAGGAAGGUACCACUCUCAAGGAAGCUGCCAUCUCUCUUGGUGUCUUGACUGAGGAGCAAUUCAAGCAAUGGGUCCGCCCCGAGGAGAUGAUUGGUCCCAAAUAA
This is a messenger RNA of Lichtheimia ornata, 1479 nucleotides long. Its product is annotated as fumarate hydratase, mitochondrial. Gene Ontology annotation, cellular component: mitochondrion; tricarboxylic acid cycle heteromeric enzyme complex. Gene Ontology annotation, biological process: tricarboxylic acid cycle; malate metabolic process; fumarate metabolic process. NCBI's taxonomy places the organism in Eukaryota, Fungi, Mucoromycota, Mucoromycetes, Mucorales, Lichtheimiaceae. The coding region runs from base 1 to 1479 and encodes 492 amino acids. The record is from RefSeq and is a predicted model, not a curated record. The transcript has 9 exons. Gene Ontology annotation, molecular function: fumarate hydratase activity.